Messenger RNA from Cicer arietinum (chickpea), 977 nucleotides. RefSeq names its product vacuolar protein sorting-associated protein 29-like. The record is from RefSeq and is a predicted model, not a curated record. Gene Ontology annotation, biological process: retrograde transport, endosome to Golgi. Gene Ontology annotation, cellular component: retromer complex. NCBI's taxonomy places the organism in Eukaryota, Viridiplantae, Streptophyta, Magnoliopsida, Fabales, Fabaceae.
UCUCUAAAAAAAAAAAAAAAAGACUUUCUUUUCAUGAAUCUGCUUCCAAGUCAGUUUUUCUGUUUGAUCCUCACUAACUAACUCUUCUCUUUUGAUUCCGCUUCCCAUCUCAGUCGCCGUUGCCACUACUCAUCGCCAAGGUGGCGGGUAGUCUCCACACACACAUUCGCCUUCAUCAGGUUCCCUAAUCGGCGUGUUUUCAGAUUUUGAUUGGUGAGGAUGGUGCUGGUGUUGGCUUUGGGGGAUUUACAUGUGCCCCACAGAGCACCUGAUAUCCCUGCUAAGUUCAAAUCCAUGCUUGUCCCUGGAAAGAUCCAGCAUAUUAUCUGCACUGGAAAUUUAUGUAUUAAAGAAGUUCAUGACUACUUGAAGACUCUUUGUCCAGACUUGCAUAUAACUCGUGGUGAGUAUGAUGAUGAGACGAGAUAUCCAGAGACUAAAACACUAACCAUUGGUCAGUUUAAGCUUGGACUUUGCCAUGGUCAUCAGGUUAUUCCAUGGGGAGACCUAGAUUCACUAGCAAUGCUGCAGAGGCAGCUUGAUGUAGACAUCCUUGUGACAGGUCACACACAUCAGUUUACAGCAUACAAACAUGAGGGUGGUGUGGUUAUAAAUCCAGGUUCUGCAACUGGUGCCUAUAGCAGCAUCACAUAUGAUGUAAACCCAAGUUUUGUCCUCAUGGACAUCGAUGGUCUGCGUGUUGUUGUCUAUGUAUAUGAACUUAUUGAUGGAGAGGUUAAGGUUGACAAGAUAGAUUUCAAGAAAACAUCCUCAAGCCAAUCUGCUCACUGAACUUGGUCUUUAGUCUAGAAUUCUUGUUUUUUGUAUUUUCCUUCAAACUUUGUAAGAAGGUUCUGGUUUUAAUUUGAACAGUUGUAUUUUGGGCAUAUCAUAGGUUUACAGGAUUCAUUUUAUUUGAUGAAUAUAUAAACUGUGCAAAACAUAUAUACUAGUAACAGAUAAGCUGUUUUGCUUAA